CUUACAAUAGAAAUCAAGGUGACUUCUUUCUUUACAAAUCAAUGAUACAAAGUAUACAAAUCAUAUAAUAAAAGUGUACAAAGAAAUUUUAAAAAACGGUCGAACCACAUUACAAAAGAUUUGGCUAACUAUUAGUAAUUCAAUAGGUUUCUUUAUUUCUUAAUCAAUUCAUGAGACAUUGCAAGGGACUGAAUUAAAGUUUCUUUAUUUGUAUUUUUUUAUAAUCAAUUCCUGAGACAUGGCAAGAGAAUGAGUGACAGUUUAUUAAUUUUUCUUUUUUAUAUUCAAUCUAUGAGUAAUUAUAAGAGAGUGAGCAAACAUUUAUUCAUUCCUUGUUAUAAUCCAUGAAAUAUGAAAGAGAGCGAGCCACAUUUUUUUAUUGACUAAUCCAUGAGAAAUUCUGAAAUUGGAAGGGAAUGAACUAAAAUGUUUUUAUCAGUUCAAAGGUUGAGGGAUGAGAUGGAUUAUGUCCAUGGAAUGUAAGUCUGAAAAGUGUCGGUUGUGCAAUUGAAGUGCUGACUCUAUUUCAUUAUGCGUCGGUGUUGAUGAAUUUGUGAGGCAGCUCGACACUCAUGUCCUCGUAAAGAAAGAUCAAACCACCCCAUUAAUACUAAAACUUUAGAAAUCAAUGAGAUAAACGUAAUGUAUAAGACAACAUAAUUUUUUUGCAUUCACUAGAUAUUUACUAUGGUAGCAGGCCGAAAAAAGUGCAGGAAGUCCAGGAUUAAGUGGUUACUGUUGGUGGGGGGGCGGGGGGUGUGGGGGGUGAUAACACUACAUAUUUUCACCAAUAUGUAAAUAUAAGGAAAGCAAAGAAUCAAGUGAAAAAGUUGGUUCUAGACUCAGGGGAGGAUAUUUAUGAUUUAUAAGCGCAUUUCAUCCAUGAUUUAUGAGCGCAUUUCAUCCAUGAUUUAGAACACCCCAUCGCCUUCAUUUGGUCUAUAUGAAAGUGAUGUGGCAUUUCAUAAACCAAUUUCAUGGAUGUGGGAUGGUGUUUUCCAAAUGAAAUCCCCCACUAAAUGAAAAUAGGUGAGAGAGAGACAUGAGGGAUGAGCGGGUCCCAUUAGCUAAAAUAAGCAACAAGGAAAUGUGGGGAUGAGUAGGUAAGUGGUGAAAUUUAGUUGUAUUAAAAAUUAUGUGGGCCCUAAAUGAAAUAGAAAGUGUAUUUCAUUGAUAUUAGAUGAAAUGAAAUAGUUAAGUGGUGAAAUUGUAAAAGUGGUUGAGGUGGCAGUAGGGACCACAUAUGAAAUAGAAAUUGUAUUUCAUGGAUAUGGAUGGUCUUAGCCACCUGUCAAAAGUGACUUUUCCCGUAGUGAUAGUCAAGCUCGACUCUAUCGUCGGCAACAGGUGACUAUCAUCAAUCGUUCAAUCGACGCAUCUCUCUCUCUCUCUCUCUCUCUCUCUCUCUCUCUCUCAGUAGCGGUCACGACACCAAUCCUUAAAGGAGCUCCUGCCCCGAUAAUCUAGAUCUACAUAUGGUAAGCGGUUUUAAACUGCUGAUGUAGCCAUCUCUUCCUGAGUGCUUAUAGAUCGAGCUUGAAAAAUCUAGAUCUGAGCACAUAUCAGUGACGUUUUCUCCUCCUCCCACGGAUUUAGCAUCUCAUGCCGAGAGUCGCUGCCUCGAAAUCAUCGAUGUUUGUACUCCUCUUCACUUUCAUAUAUCGAGGUGGCAAAUCUCUUCAGACUUGGCAGUAUUAAUCAGUGUUGAGCUAGUCACUCCCCGCAAUAGGCUUCACUGGUUGGUAAAACAGAGGCUAUGAGUGCUAGAGACAUAAACAGAGGGUUUCUCAAUCAUUAGUGUUUUUAUUUCACUGUUAAUCAUGAUGUUGUCCUUGCAGAUUUGGGGUUUUGAUUUAGUGGACGUCGCUUGAACUGAAUUUGGAUUUCAUAUGAAGAAUUUCUGGUCUGUUAGUUUGGGGGCUGGAUGGGGCGAGGUUUUGCAAUAUUGAGGGCGAAGAAGCAGCAGCGGCAGCACAGAGGCCUCAAUUGAAUCUGUUCUAUUUGUGGUUGUUAAAUGAUUUGGUCAAGGAAAAAAAGGAGAAGAACAACGCUUGACGAGAUUGGGUUUUGGUUCGUUAGUGAUUGGUUGUAGCGGAGUCACAGCGCAGGGUAGAUCAGUAGAUGAUUUAGCUUCGUAAAUGUUGUAGACACAAUGUAUUCUUUAUGUAUUAUGGCAAUGUAUUCAUGUAUUUUAAGAAUAAAUGUAUUAAAAAUUAUUAAUAAAAUUUAAUCAUUAUUUUAUUUGUCUAAUCGUAGGUAAAAUUUAAAAUUAAUGAAAAUUAUGAAAUUUGAAAUAGAAGCAAAAGUGUUUGCUCACGAAGCAAAUAUGUGUUUCGGAAAGGUGUUCUAGAAACAAAUAUAAUUGUCUCCAUAACUAGAAAUGGGAACAAAAACUUUUUCUAAAACCAAAUAAGAAGAGAAUAUAUGCGUUCUUUAAAGUGGGAUAACAAUCAAUAAGAUUUUAUUCAGGUUUCUUAAUUAGAAGCAAAUAUUAUUUGUAUCUAUAUUUGCUUCUAAAUAGAAUUAGAGACAGAGACGUCCGAUGCAAAUAAUUUAUUUGUUUCAAAAGAUAUACAAAAUCAAAUAACUGACUUAUAGACUCAAAUAAUCUCGGACUCUAAAGCCAGAUUUUCUUGUAGUGUGAGCACCACCACAUUUCCCUUGUAUGCAAUAAAGCAAUAUGCUAUCACUAACUCAAUAUUUUAUUUUAUAACUCUCUUCUUGUUGCUGGCAGAUGGUCGUUGAUUGCGGCUCAAUUUCUAGGGAGAAUGGACAACGACGUGAAGAACCACUAGAACACCAAGCUGAAGAAGAAGCUGUCCAGGAUGGGGAUCGACCCAGUGACCCACAAGCCAUUCUCCCACCUUAUGGCCGAGAUCGUCACCACCUUGGCCCUGCGUCAGGCGGCCAACCUAGCGAAGGCAGUACUCGGGUGCUUCAAGGACAAGAUGCUCCACCUGCUGACCAAAAAAAUGAUUGAUUUUUAAGGUGGAGGAGCAGCUACCGCAGCAGGGAACAACCACCACCACCACCAGUUGUCUGCCGGAAUGCCAGCUUUCAUAGCUACAAAGCACGAGGAGUGUUAUGAGACAAUCCAUGUACCACAUCGGUAAUACAAAGGAAGGGACCCUUGUAUAUUAGUGUCCACCUAGCCCAUUAGUAAGAGGCAUUUUGGGGAGGAUACCCAAGAGUAAAUCCGUGCGGGGUUGGCCCAAAGCGGAAAAUAUCGUACUAAUUGAGUUGCCCGGUUAUGACAAGUGGUAUCAUAGCCUGGUCAGUGUGGGGGCGGUGGACGUCAGUUUGGUGGACCCUCAUUCGGUGACAUCGGGAUUUGCGAUCCGCGUCUGGGCUACAUCUGAUUUGGCAGAUCAAAGAGAAUUCUGCAUCUGGGAAAAAUCCUUGUACCGAGAGGCCCAUCGACACAAGGUGUCUGGCGGAUCAAGAUAAUCGCUGAGGUGAGGGAACGAAGUUCGUGGUCCUUAGCUUGAGUGGAGGAUUGUUAUGGGACAAUCCAAGUACCACAUCGGAAAUACAAGGGAAGGAACCCUUGCAUAUUAGUGUCCACCAAGCUCAUUAGUAUGAGGCCUUUUGGGGAGGAUACCCAAGAGUAAAACUGUGUGGGCUUGACCCAAAGCGGACAAUAUCGUACUAAUUAAGCGGCCUGAUUUCCUCAGUGGUAUUAGAGUCUGGUUCGGUGCGGGGCGGUGGACGUCAGUUUGGUGGACCCUCAUUCGGUGACCUCGGGAUUUGCGAUCCACGUCUCUUUGAUAGAUCAAAGAGAGUUUCGCGUCUAGGCUACAUCAAAUCAAAGAGAGUUCUGUAUCUGGGAAAAAAUCUUGAGCCGAGAGGCCCAUCGAUAAAAGGUGUAUUGCGGA
Molecule: messenger RNA, 3875 nt
Organism: Linum trigynum
Lineage: Eukaryota; Viridiplantae; Streptophyta; Magnoliopsida; Malpighiales; Linaceae
Source: the annotation of a GenBank genome assembly